Messenger RNA from Psylliodes chrysocephalus, 618 nucleotides. NCBI's taxonomy places the organism in Eukaryota, Metazoa, Arthropoda, Insecta, Coleoptera, Chrysomelidae. The record is from the annotation of a GenBank genome assembly.
AUGGUAUAUGAAAUUGAUUACCAAAAUCCAAGAAAUUUCUUACCUAUUGACGAUAUGUACUUUGGAACAUCAAUUGCUGUAAGUAAAAUUGACAAAAAUAUUUUACAUUCGAUUAAAGUAAAAUGCUUAGAUUUUUAUUUGGAAAGUACAAAGCAAAUAUUACUUAGAUUUCCUUUAAAAAACUCCGCCAUAGAAAAAUUGAAGUUUUUGGAUCCUGUUUGUGUAAAAUCCAAAGAAAAACACACAAAUUUAGUUCAUCCUGAAGAACUUCAGGAUCUUGAUAAUGAAUGGAGAUUGCUAAAAAAUUACCUACUAGAUGAUAUUGAAAAUGAUGUACUAUUUUGGAAGGAAAUUGCCAAUGUGAAGAUAGGAGAUUCGCUAAAAUUUCCAAAUUUAACUAAGUUCGUUUUUCAAGUUCUUUGUUUGCCUCAUUCUAGCGCGGCUGUAGAGAGAAUAUUCUCCCAAAUCAAUCUAAUUAAAACACAGUUUCGCAAUAGAUUAAAAACAGAAACAAUAGAAGGUCUUUUGUACACAAAAAGUUUUAUGGAAAACAAGACAUGUUACGAAUUUACUUUAAAUAAAAAUGUUUCGAAAAAACUUGUUUUUAUGUAUUUUUGA